UAGGGCCUUGGGGUGGGGUGUGUGUGUCUGUGAGGUGGAGUUGGAGGAGCACCCGACUGCAAUGUGAUCUCGGCCGAAGGACAAAGGUCUAGAGUUCCGCCUCAUGGAGACUCCCGUGGCCGCCGCACCUGCUGGGGGUUUCUUCCCCUCGUUCCUGCUCCUGGCGUUUGGGACACUGGUGGCUGCUGUGCUGGGCACCGCUCACAGACUGGGGCUCUUCUAUCAGCUGAUGCACAAGGUGGACAGGACAAGCAUUCGGCAUGGUGGGGAGAGUGUGGCGGCUGUGCUCAAGGCCCAUGGCGUGCGUUUUGUCUUCACACUGGUUGGUGGGCACAUUUCCCCACUGCUGGUAGCCUGUGAGAAGCUGGGCAUCCGUGUGGUAGACACUCGCCAUGAGGUCACUGCUGUCUUUGCUGCCGAUGCUGUGGCCCGCCUGACUGGGACAGUGGGCGUGGCCGCAGUGACAGCUGGUCCUGGCCUAACCAACACAGUGACCGCAGUGAAGAAUGCUCAGGUGGCCCAGUCUCCGGUCCUGCUUCUAGGUGGGGCUGCCAGCACCCUGUUGCAGAAACGGGGAGCACUCCAGGCCAUUGACCAGAUGUCUCUGUUCAGACCGCUUUGCAAGUUUUGUGCCUCUGUGCGCAGGGUACGAGACAUCGUACCUACCCUGAGGGCCGCAAUGGCUGCGGCCCAGUCAGGCACCCCAGGUCCGGUGUUUGUGGAGUUGCCUCUGGAUGUGCUGUAUCCUUACUUCAUGGUAGAGAAGGAGAUGGUGCCAGCCAAGCCGCCCAAGGGCCUGAUGGGUCGAGUGGUCUCCUGGUACUUACAGAACUGCCUGAACAACCUCUUUGUUGGUGCUUGGGAGCCUCAUCCUGAGGGACCUCUGCCCCUGGAUAUUCCCCAGGCAUCUCCCCAACAGGUCCAGCGCUGUGUGGAGAUCCUGAGCCGGGCCAAGAGACCCCUGCUGGUGCUGGGGAGCCAGGCUCUGCUGCCCCCGACCCCUGCCAACAAGCUUAGGGCUGCUGUGGAGACCCUAGGAGUCCCUUGCUUCCUGGGGGGGAUGUCUCGGGGGCUGCUGGGCCGCAACCACCCUCUCCAUAUCCGGCAGAACCGCAGUGCUGCCCUGAAGAAAGCAGAUGUUGUUGUCCUGGCAGGAGCUGUAUGUGAUUUCCGCCUGUCUUACGGUCGUGUUCUCAACCGCAAGAGCAAAAUCAUCAUUGUCAAUCGGAACCGGGAUGAUAUGUUGCUCAACUCAGACAUCUUCUGGAAGCCCCAGGAGGCUGUGCAGGGAGACGUGGGUUCCUUCAUGCUCAAGCUGGUGGAAGGCCUUCAGGGCCAGGUGUGGGCCUCAGAUUGGGCUGAGGAGCUUCGGGAAGCCGACCAGCAGAAGGAACAGACUUAUCGGGACAAGGCUGCAACGCCUGUGUCUCAGCACCUGAACCCAGUGCAGGUGUUACAGCAGGUGGAGGAGACUUUGCCUGACAACGCACUUCUUGUGGUUGAUGGUGGGGACUUUGUGGCCACAGCCGCCUACUUGGUACAGCCUCGAGGGCCCCUGCGCUGGCUCGAUCCUGGAGCCUUUGGGACUCUGGGAGUUGGUGCAGGGUUUGCACUUGGGGCUAAGCUGUGUCAGCCGGAUGCCGAGGUUUGGUGCCUGUUUGGGGAUGGUGCCUUUGGCUACAGCCUCAUCGAGUUUGACACGUUCGUGAGACACAAGAUACCAGUGAUGGCCUUGAUAGGGAAUGAUGCAGGCUGGACCCAGAUUUCUCGGGAACAGGUGUCCAGGUUGGGCAGUGACGUGGCCUGUAGCCUGGCCUACACUGAUUAUCACAAGGCAGCCGUAGGUCUGGGGGCCCAGGGAUUGAUACUGUCACGGGACAAUGAGGAUCAAGUGGUCAAGGUACUUCGUGAAGGCCAGCAGCUGUGCCGGGAGGGCCAUGCAGUCGUGGUCAACAUCCUGAUCGGGAGGACAGAUUUCAGAGAUGGCUCCAUUUCUGUAUAGGGCCCGUGUAGGGUUAGUAUGCUUGCCUCUGUACCUGGACUAUGCCUGGCCCAAGUUUGCAUCCUUUCCUGCUCUGAGCUUGUCUUACAAGGCUCAACAAUUCUACAACCCUCCGAGAGGGUAAUGGAGGGAUCAAAGCUCAAAGAGACACCUUGGUGACCCUGGAUAGCAGCUCUUUCCACAGCUCAGCCGUGCACCUGUCUCCCGCUUACAGACUGAAUAAACCUCCUAGCCACAUGAGCCCAAGG
This is a messenger RNA of Chionomys nivalis (European snow vole), 2250 nucleotides long. RefSeq names its product ilvB acetolactate synthase like (gene Ilvbl). The record is from RefSeq and is a predicted model, not a curated record. Gene Ontology annotation, biological process: L-valine biosynthetic process. Gene Ontology annotation, molecular function: acetolactate synthase activity; flavin adenine dinucleotide binding; magnesium ion binding. NCBI's taxonomy places the organism in Eukaryota, Metazoa, Chordata, Mammalia, Rodentia, Cricetidae. The transcript is spliced from 16 exons. The coding region runs from base 104 to 2002 and encodes 632 amino acids. Gene Ontology annotation, cellular component: acetolactate synthase complex.